Molecule: messenger RNA, 153 nt
Organism: Melampsora larici-populina 98AG31
Lineage: Eukaryota; Fungi; Basidiomycota; Pucciniomycetes; Pucciniales; Melampsoraceae
Exons: 2
Coding region: 1-153 (50 amino acids)
Source: RefSeq, a predicted model, not a curated record
AUGAAACAAUUGCCAUCAAAUCCAAAACCAACGGUCAUGAUAAAUCAAAUAUGUACAUACGAGUUUUCGAUCUAUUCAAAAUUCAAAUUCAUACCGGUAUUCCAAUCUGCUCUCACACAAAUACAUAAACCAAGGAAUUCGUCCAAAACAUAG